Molecule: messenger RNA, 3351 nt
Organism: Drosophila simulans
Lineage: Eukaryota; Metazoa; Arthropoda; Insecta; Diptera; Drosophilidae
Product: beta-1,4-mannosyltransferase egh
Exons: 3
Coding region: 1526-2899 (457 amino acids)
Cellular component (GO): cytoplasm
Molecular function (GO): beta-1,4-mannosyltransferase activity
Source: RefSeq, a predicted model, not a curated record
ACUGCCCGUUCAGUUUGAACGUUUGGCACUGGAUUUCGAUAACGGCGCGCGACGGUCACUUGGCGAAACGAAUAUCGAAAAAACCGACGAAUCGAAACUCGGGGAUCACGGAUUCGACUCACUUGAUUCAGAACCUUGCCGAAUCCGAAUGCCAUGCGAUGCGCGCGCCAAUCCGCUGAACAACAUUCGCCCAGUGAAUUUUGCAAUUAAUUUGCAAAUCAAUUUCGACCCGCCGCCGUCGCGCGCACACACACACACGCAAGCACCCGCACCGCGCACACAUACACACACACACACACAUACACACCGCGACACGCGUAGUGAGAAAAAAAAGUGGCAAUAAAAGCAAAAGAAGAGAAAAAAUACAACGGUCGUGGUCGUGGGAAAAUCGAUUUUCCUUUUAAACAAAUCGCUGCUAGUUUGGGCUUUUCCAAGCGCCUCUACUGCAAUUCCUUUGCUUUUUUUUCUGUGCAAAGUACGCCGAAAGAGCGGCGUGAACCGGUGCAGAGAGAGAGCGAGUGUGAAGAGGUGAGAGAGAGGAAGGUGUUCAUCGGCGGAAAAUUAGCAAGGCAACAAACGUUUAUAAAUAUAAACACAUAUAUUCCAAUAUAAAAAUCGCAAAUAUUAAUGACGAGACAAGAGCGCCUGCAACAACAGCAACCACAGCAACAACUGCAACAAAAGCAGCCCAGCAACCAGGGAUUCUAAUUUGAAAAUAAACCAAACAAAUCCAAAUCGGCGGGAGCGACAAGGAGGAGAGGAGAGUGCGAAAGAGAGGCGCCAACAAAAGUGUAUCACUUAGCAGCGGCACACCCAGGAACGCGGAAAACUCCCGCCCACCCUCGCCACGCCCCUCGCCGCCCAGCACACCCAUUACCAAUACCAAUAACAGCAAUAGCAACAACAAUAACAGCAGUCUGUUAUUGCAGCGAAGAAACGCCGAGGAAGAGGCAGACGGAGACGGAGACAGAUAGAAACCCAAAAGAAACCCAAACAUUCGGACUCUCGCUCUUCUUCUUCCCAAUACGUUUUGGCAUGGAAAACAUGAAAUGUCUGACCAGGAAACAGAGCUGAGAGUCUCAAAUGCAAGAAAGCCAACGCCAGCGGCAGCAACCACGUCCAAGUUCACCAACAGCUGAAGAGGAAGCGGAGGAGACGAGACCGCGGAGCAGCACAGCCAGGAGCUGAUAGAGCAUCCGGAGCACCACACAUAUUGACCUGGGGUGCCUGGACCAACCAACUUCCGUUCCGCUCGGCGGCAAUCGCUGAGCUUCAGGCACAAACAAACUUACAAACCCUUAGUAUCUUUAGCCGGGUAGCUGACUCAUCCGGGAGUCGGGAUCGAACGAACGAACUAACGAACAAACAAGGCAGAUAAGGAUUCCAGAUUGCGGAAUUGCCAGAUUGCCAGAGCACAAGUCUACUUAAGGCUGGAGGACCAUAGCCACUUAAGUUACGUUAUUACACACAAAAACUAAGAACUAAAAACAGAAAACAAAAAACCAGACACAACCCGCAAACCAAGAUGAACUCCACCACAAAGCAUCUGCUGCACUGCGCACUGCUCAUCACUGUGAUAGUUACCUUCGAAGUAUUCUCCGGCGGUAUUAAGAUUGACGAGAACUCGUUCACGCUCGUGGAUCCUUGGACUGAAUACGGCCAGUUGGCCACGGUUCUGCUGUACUUACUGCGCUUUCUCACGCUGCUCACGCUGCCCCAGGUGCUGUUCAACUUCUGCGGCCUGGUAUUCUACAAUGCCUUCCCCGAGAAGGUCGUCCUCAAGGGCAGCCCCCUGCUGGCGCCCUUCAUCUGCAUCCGUGUGGUCACGCGCGGCGACUUCCCGGACCUGGUGAAGACGAAUGUGCUGCGCAACAUGAACACCUGCCUAGACACGGGACUGGAGAACUUUCUCAUCGAGGUGGUCACGGACAAGGCGGUGAAUCUGUCGCAGCAUCGGCGCAUCCGGGAGAUCGUGGUGCCCAAGGAGUACAAGACGAGAACCGGCGCGUUGUUCAAGUCGCGCGCCCUGCAGUAUUGCCUGGAGGAUAAUGUGAACGUGCUGAACGACAGCGACUGGAUCGUCCAUCUGGAUGAGGAGACGCUGCUCACGGAGAAUUCGGUGCGUGGAAUCAUUAACUUUGUGCUGGAUGGCAAGCACCCGUUUGGCCAGGGCCUGAUCACCUAUGCCAACGAGAACGUGGUCAAUUGGCUGACCACCUUGGCGGACAGCUUUCGGGUCUCCGAUGAUAUGGGCAAGCUGCGCCUGCAGUUCAAGCUCUUCCACAAGCCGCUCUUCAGCUGGAAGGGCAGCUAUGUGGUCACCCAGGUGAGUGCUGAGCGUUCAGUGUCCUUUGACAACGGCAUCGACGGCUCGGUGGCCGAGGAUUGCUUCUUCGCGAUGCGUGCCUUCAGCCAGGGAUACACGUUCAACUUCAUCGAGGGCGAGAUGUACGAGAAGUCGCCGUUCACGCUGCUGGACUUCCUGCAGCAGAGGAAGCGUUGGCUCCAGGGCAUCCUGCUGGUGGUGCACUCCAAGAUGAUCCCCUUCAAGCACAAGCUCCUGCUGGGCAUCAGUGUCUACUCGUGGGUCACCAUGCCGCUGUCCACGUCGAACAUCAUCUUUGCGGCACUGUAUCCCAUUCCCUGCCCCAAUCUGGUUGACUUCGUGUGCGCCUUCAUCGCGGCCAUUAAUAUCUACAUGUACGUCUUUGGCGUAAUCAAGUCCUUUUCGCUGUACCGCUUCGGUUUGUUCCGAUUCCUGGCCUGCGUGCUGGGUGCGGUGUGCACGAUACCCGUGAAUGUGGUCAUCGAGAAUGUGGCCGUCAUUUGGGGCCUGGUGGGCAAGAAGCACAAGUUCUAUGUGGUUCAGAAGGAUGUGCGCGUACUGGAGACUGUCUAGGAUAUUGUGGAACUGGAGAAGGGAGUCAUCGAGUGCAGCCAUGGUCAUCAUAUCGCCCCCAGAAACCAAAAACCAAAUUAAGCAAGGCAAAAACAAACGAAAUUUCGCACAAUUCGGCCAGGCUCAGUGCGUUGUCCUGGCACAAUCUGAUUGAUUUACUUUAUUUGUACAUUUUAUAAGCAUAAGAGUCACUCAACAACCACACCCACACCCACACCACACCACAUACACCACCUGCACACACGCACAUAUAAUUGUUGUUUCGUUCUAAAGUCAUGGUCAUUCGCAACUUUGCCAAAAAGAAAAGGAAAUCAGAUCAGAUCAUCGUAGUAGCAAUCAGCACGGAUUACAAGCAUACCAGGGUGUCCGACCCAAAGAACAAAUGCAAUAGACAACGUCUUGGAGCGAGAUCUAUGAUCUAGUGCAUCACUCACUAGAAGAUGCAACUGCAA